UACCUUGACAAAAUAUCCUAUUAACUAACAUUUAGAGUAUUUUCUGCUGUGCCUCUAACCAAUUUCUUAGUGAUAUAUUUUUUUCCAGUUGAGAAAGAAAAAUGUCCACUCUAGGACUAUCUCUGCUCUUUCCUCUGUUAUUUAUCUGCUUCUUCAGGGAGAGUUUCUGCAUUUGUGAUGGAACUAUCUGGACCAAAGUUGGAUGGGAGAUUUUUCCAGAAGAAGUAAACUACCUGAAAGCUAAGCCUUCUUCAUCUCACUGUCUACCGUAUCCUCUGGACAAACUAUGCUGCAACUUUGCUAACAUGGACAUAUUUCAGGGUUGUUUGCAUCUCACUUAUAUUUUAGUACAAGCUCUCUUUUUGAUCCUAUCUGUUUUAUCUGUGCAUUACCUGUGGACAAAGUGGAAGAAACAUAAAAAGAAGCUGAAAGAACAAGCCUCCUUAAACAAAUUUGAUAAUGAUUUAGAAAGUCCAUCCAUCUAUGACAUUGACCAAAUACUCUGUAAAUUGGUGGCCACAACAUCGAUGAUGACCAAGUAUCUGAAGCUGGUAUCACACCAUCCUUCCUCUAAGAAAAUGAAGUAUAAAAAAUUAAAGAGGAAGAAGAGUGAAGGAAGAGGAGGAACCAGAGGAUACUAAACAUAUGCAAAUAUAAUCCAGUCGAAUACGGAGAUUACCAAAGAAAUAUAUUGAGAGGAUUAGGGAUAAAAAUUAUUCCUUGGGAGGCUUUGUCAUUUUUUUGCCACAAUUGUUCUGGAAAUUUUCCAAAGAACUUUGAGUUGAAAUGUUAUUUCCAUUCAACUGAAAAAGAACCCAUACUUACUAAAGUACUGGGGAAAAGAUUGUAUAUCAUCACUGCUAGAUGUUUUAAGUUUUUUGUUAUUGGAUCAUCAGAAAAGUCAUG
Molecule: messenger RNA, 906 nt
Organism: Tupaia belangeri chinensis (Chinese tree shrew)
Lineage: Eukaryota; Metazoa; Chordata; Mammalia; Scandentia; Tupaiidae
Gene: TEX50
Product: testis expressed 50
Exons: 2
Coding region: 102-641 (179 amino acids)
Source: RefSeq, a predicted model, not a curated record